CUCGCUGAGCCCCGCCCCCCAGACGUCUUUCUCGGGGGCCUCGCGACACCAGGGUCGUGCGCGGGUUCUCCUGGGAUUCGUAGUUCGCUUCUACUCAAAUCGAUAGUUUUUCUCCAUACUGGGGACUCCAUUUCCCGGCGUCCACCGAGCCGCCCGACCCUUGGCGCUUGCGCAUCUCCCUCUUCCCCACCCUCUCCAGUUUCCACUCCCCCCCCCCAGUCACCCCCCCAACUUAGCCUGCCGCGGUCGGGUCCGCGGCCUGCGCUGUAGCGGUAGCCGCCGUUCCUUAGAAGCCGUAAUCCCCUCCCCCACCCCGGUCCCGUUCCCCGUCCAGAGGCCGACGUGAAGAUGAGUAGUUCAGAGGAGGUGUCUUGGAUUUCCUGGUUCUGUGGGCUCCGUGGCAAUGAAUUCUUCUGUGAAGUGGAUGAAGACUAUAUCCAGGACAAAUUUAAUCUUACUGGACUCAAUGAGCAGGUGCCUCACUAUCGACAAGCUCUAGACAUGAUCUUGGACCUGGAGCCUGAUGAAGAGCUGGAAGACAACCCCAACCAGAGUGACCUGAUUGAGCAGGCAGCUGAGAUGCUGUAUGGAUUGAUCCACGCCCGAUACAUCCUCACCAACCGUGGCAUCGCCCAGAUGUUGGAAAAGUACCAGCAGGGGGAUUUUGGCUACUGUCCCCGUGUGUACUGUGAGAACCAGCCAAUGCUUCCCAUCGGCCUUUCAGACAUCCCAGGCGAGGCCAUGGUGAAGCUCUACUGUCCCAAGUGCAUGGAUGUGUACACACCCAAGUCUUUGAGGCACCAUCACAAGGAGGGUGCCUACUUUGGCACCAAUUUCCUUCACAUGCUCUUCAUGGUGCAUCCAGAAUACCGGCCCAAGCGACCUGCCAACCAGUUUGUGCCCAGGCUCUACGGUUUCAAGAUCCAUCCGAUGGCUUACCAGCUGCAACUCCAAGCCGCCAGCAACUUCAAGAGCCCAGUCAAGACUAUUCGCUGAUUCCCCACCYCGUGUGUCCCUCACUCAGUCUUUGACACUUCCAUUCCUUUGCUGCCACCCUUUCAAGAACCCUCUGGUUUUUAGUUUAAAUUAAAGGAGUCAUUAUUGUGGUGGGAAUAUGAAAUAAAGUGGAAGAAAAGGCCAUGA
Urocitellus parryii (Arctic ground squirrel) is the source of this 1143-nucleotide messenger RNA. RefSeq names its product casein kinase 2 beta (gene Csnk2b). The record is from RefSeq and is a predicted model, not a curated record. Gene Ontology annotation, cellular component: protein kinase CK2 complex; cytoplasm. Gene Ontology annotation, molecular function: protein kinase regulator activity. NCBI's taxonomy places the organism in Eukaryota, Metazoa, Chordata, Mammalia, Rodentia, Sciuridae.